AUGAGUUCUGCGGCGCCUCCAAAAGACAUCGAGAGCUCUUCAAGCGAUGGUUCAAUUCAGAUUCAGCUUCCUCCUGCAGCUGCUCAUCCUAGAAUAUCUCGGUCUCAGACCUCAAAGAGCUUAUUUCUGGGCAUGAAGGAUGUAGACAGCUACACCCGUUCAGUCACUAUGGCGCAAUUCCUUUAUCGUCGAUUUGAGGAGAAAGGCUGGUUACACCCUGAUCCAGCUGCCAGACUCACUUCUUCUCUUGGUAUCAUCAUUCGUGUUGAGCCUGAAACAGAGGAGGAAGCCAAAUUUGUUUCAAAGCCGGAUGAUACAGAUUCCGACCUGCAAUUAAUUAGCGCCAAUCUUGGCCUUCAGGCUGUCUUCACAAUGUCGUCAGAUAUCACAGCUUUGAUCUUCAAGCGCAUCGGGAAGAACGAUUCAGAAGUGACUCUGUCACCACAUAACAUCACCGUUCCUGUCGUGGACUCAUUGAGUGCGUUAGUUGGCGAUGGCUCGAAUGUGAGAAGGCGAGACUUUUGCUGCUUCUCAAGACAAGAAAAGGCCGUCCUCAUCUGGACAAACUCACCCGAUGAGCUCAUGACACACGCCAUUGAAGUCGAGACUAAGCUAAUGGGUUCAAUAUGGGGAACGAUGAUGGUGUCAGGAACACAAAGCCCUAGACUCAGUCGUCCCUUGACAAUGAAUGGGCCAGGAGGUGUAACUCCAUACCAACAUCGGACACCAAGUAUAAUCUCAGAGAGCCCCAGUCGAGCUUACACGCAUUCGAACGAGAAGGGUCUAGUCGUACUCGAUGAGGUAGAUCUUACUGCCGAAGACGAAGAAUCCGCGACACCUGUUGCUCGACCCUUUCUGCUCUCACACUCGGUCAUGGUUGGCCUCGCCAUGUGUUUGCUGAUGGUCAUUGAAUGCUUCGCUGUACGCCUGAUUAUCAUUGAAAUCAAGGCUCUUGGAACUCCGAUGCUUCCUCGUAUUGCCUUGCUUGCACCACUACCCAUCUUCAUGUUCUUCACUCUCUUUUUCACAAUCGUCAUUAUUGGUACUGGUUUCCAGAUGUUCGGUCCUAUGAACGACGUCAAAUUUGGCAACUCACGUUUUUAUAGCUCGCAGCCUCCAAGUCUCAAGCGUCAUCCGGGUUAUCAAUUCCCACAUGUCACCAUUCAGAUGCCUGUUUACAAAGAAGGCCUUAAAGGUGUUAUCAUUCCUACAAUUGAAAGUUUGAUGCCUGCUAUUCGGCAUUAUGAAUCACUCGGUGGUACAGCCAGUAUCUUCGUUUGCGAGGACGGCAUGCAAGCUGUUAACCCUGAGGUCGCUGAGAUGAGAAAGAAGUUCUACAAAGCUAACAACAUUGGAUGGUGUGCUCGACCGCGUCACGGCAAAGACGGCUUUGUGCGAGCUGGAAAAUUCAAGAAAGCUUCAAACAUGAACUACGGCCUCAGUUUUAGUCUACGUGUUGAGGAUGAGCUCUUGCGUUUGAUGAAGUCUAAGGCUGAUGCAGAAGGAAGAACUCAAGAGUCUCUAUCAAUUGAGGAAGAAGAGGAACUCUAUCAGCAAGCUUUGCAAACCGCUCUUGACGGUGAUGGAGGUAAGACCUGGGCAGAGGGAAAUAUUCGUAUGGGAGAGAUCAUUUUGCUUAUUGACUGCGAUACUCGAGUGCCUAUUGACUGUCUGUCUCUCGGAGCUUUGGAAAUGGAGGAAAGCCCUGAAGUCGCUAUCAUCCAGCAUGCCUCUGGUGUGAUGCAAGUAAUUCACAGCUUCUUCGAGAAUGCCAUCACCUACUUCACGAAUCUCGUCUAUUUGCUCAUCAGAUUCUCAGUCGGUAAUGGUGAUUGUGCACCAUUCGUUGGACACAAUGCCUUCCUCCGAUGGAAAGCCAUUCAAAGUGUCUCAUUCAUGGAAAAUGGUAUUGAAAAAUUCUGGUCCGAAAGCCAUGUGUCUGAAGAUUUUGAUAUGUCGCUCCGGCUGCAAACUGCGGGUUUCGUUGUGCGCCUUGCAACUUACGAUAAGGGCGAAUUCAAAGAAGGCGUGUCACUCACCGCGUUCGAUGAGCUCUUGCGAUGGGAGAAGUAUGCGUAUGGUUGUUCUGAGCUGAUCUUCCACCCCGUCUAUCAAUGGAUAUAUCGUGGCCCGUUUACCGAACUUUUCCGUCGCUUCCUCUGGUCAAAUAUGAAGGUAUCGGCGAAAUUCACAAUUCUCGGAUAUAUUGGAACCUACUAUGCUAUCGGCGCAUCUCUUCCCCUGUCGAUUACGAACUACUUCCUGACAGGUUGGAUUGCAGCCGACUUGGAUCACAGUUAUCUCCCCAGUUGGGAUAUGCUUUGCGGCACACUUUUUAUCUUCGUCUUCGUCAGUCCAAUUGCAUUCGCAUGGUACAGACAGCGGUUGGGUGAUAAGCCAUUCAUCUGGGCCCUGAUAGAGGCGUUCACGUGGCUGCCCUUCUUCGUCAUUUUCUUCGGAGGUGUUUCCUGGCAUAUUUCUUAUGCUCUCCUGGCUCACAUGUUCUGUCUCCCCAUUGAGUGGUCAUCAACAGCCAAGGAACUUGAAUCUGGUGGCUUCUUUAUUGGUAUGGAAAGAGUAUUCAAAGCCUUUAAGAUGGUUCUUCUAUUCAUGGCUUGUUUGACUGCCUGUGUGAUCUAUAUGGCGCUAUAUGCUCCCUAUGGUUGGAAGAUUAGUGCCUGGACAUCGAUUUUGCCCGUGGCUAACCAAAUUGUCGGUCACGUCUUGUUGCCUGUUAUGACUAUUUUGCUUUAG
Messenger RNA from Talaromyces marneffei, 2754 nucleotides. RefSeq lists its product as uncharacterized. NCBI's taxonomy places the organism in Eukaryota, Fungi, Ascomycota, Eurotiomycetes, Eurotiales, Trichocomaceae. The transcript is spliced from 8 exons. The record is from RefSeq and is a predicted model, not a curated record. Bases 1 to 2754 code for a protein of 917 amino acids.